Molecule: messenger RNA, 3689 nt
Organism: Dichomitus squalens LYAD-421 SS1
Lineage: Eukaryota; Fungi; Basidiomycota; Agaricomycetes; Polyporales; Polyporaceae
Exons: 4
Coding region: 105-1322 (405 amino acids)
Biological process (GO): fluoride transmembrane transport
Cellular component (GO): membrane
Molecular function (GO): fluoride transmembrane transporter activity
Source: RefSeq, a predicted model, not a curated record
GUUCGAUGUAACUCCCGACUUCUCUCGCAGUCACCGUCUGCAAUGCUCCUCGCUGCUGCUGCCUGACGCUUCGACCCUCUCUACGCAGCGUAGACGAAAUCUCCAUGUCCAGGGCCGUCAACGUUCCACUUGCGUCUGACAACCGAGAGGAGCCCUUCGCCGAGGCCCGAAAUGCAGAAGACGGCCAAGCGCAAUCCCGUCAGGCCAGCACCGUCGAGAAGGUGCUCAGCUCGGGAGAGCCGUCACAGGACAAUGACAGCCCUCCCCCACGCCGCAGCGAUGUAGGCAACGUCCUCGCGCGACACUCUUCGGUCAGGGACGCAGACUCUCUUGCGUCGAUCGACCGGCCUCCGAGCGAGGAGGAGAACCUCCCGCCAUCGAAGAUAUACGAGCCGCUGUCGUUCCCGGUGCUUGCGCUGCUGAUGCCCGCGUCGAUAUUUGGGGUGCUAGCCAGGCUGGGACUACAGGCCAUCACUGCUUACGACGGCAAAGAGAUAUUCCCGCUUGCUUGGGUGCAAGGGGCUGGCUGUCUUGUGAUGGGAUUCGCGCUAGGGCUGAAGGAGCCUAUAGGGCAGUUUUAUGGACCACUAUACACUGCUAUCACGACCGGCUUCUGUGGGUCGCUGACCACUUUCUCGGGGUGGCAAGUCGAUAUUUUCGAGUCCUGGAUUAACGGCACUGCCUCCCACCGGGACUGGCUCCGAGACGCCAUAGACGGCGCCGGGAAGACCGUAUUCACCUUCGCCAUCUCCCUAUCCGCCAUCUCCUUCGGCGCCCACCUCUCCAAGCUACUCCUGCCCUACGUCCACACCCCCCGGACGCCGUCACGACCGGUCCGCUACACCCUCUCCGCGCUCGCAGUGCUCGUCUACGCCGCGGCGUACCCCGCCUACUUCCGCAUGUCGCCCCGCUUCCGGCAUGAAGCGACCGCCGCGCUCCUCUUCUCCUUCCCGGGCACGCUCUCGCGCUACCUGCUCUCGCUCUCGCUCAACCCGCGCCUCAAGCUCUUCCCCCUCGGCACGUUCGCUGCGAACAUGGUCGGCACCGCGCUCCUCGGCACGUUCCAGGUGCUCCGGAGCAUCCGGCAUCCAGGGCCGCUCAGCGCGAACGCCUGCAACGUCCUCCAAGGGCUCGCCGACGGGUACUGUGGGUGCCUGACGACCGUCAGCACGUUCGCGGCGGAGGUCGAUGCCUUGCCUCCGCGUCGGGCGUGGUUGUAUGCCGUCCUUAGUUGGCUGACGGGCCAGGUUCUCCUCGCUAUCAUCCUAGGGCCGUCCAUCGGAGUGGGACAUGUCAGCAGAGAGAUUACCUGUCGGUUCUGAAGAAUAGAUCACCCUAUCAAUUUAGAGAUAUAGCGCAUCCGUUCACAACAUGACCUGGAGGCGUUCAGCCAGCGAGGGGCGGCACGCGACACAAACUAUGGAAAGAGGUGUGCAAAUGUAAUGUAUUUUAUGUUGCGACUAGACACGAUGCGAAUACCCCAGAAAGUAAUAUACAAGUCGUCGGUGUUUGGUGACUACAGAAUGGCCGCGAGCCCAUCCGCGAAGGCUGUGGCCAGCCCUACGUACGCGAAUCCGAAUAAUCGAACCAAUAAUCAAAGCGGCAAGAAAUGAUGUGGACUGGUAGGCAAGAACGAUGCGAGAUAAAGCAACAGAAUGCGAAGUGAACCAAGUAUGUGGUGGAUGAGGCUGGACGGCGCAAGACGGAACCAAAAAGACAUCGCGGCGGGACUGCAGGCUAGGUAUGUAUGCAGCAGGGGAGCAGUAUGGCGGUAUGUGAACGGAUAAAUAAACGAAGCACUGUGCAGAUGCGUACGGUGCGAGGGAAAAUUAGGAUAUAUGCAGGACUGCUUGCAAGCGUAAAGUAACAGAACGCCGCUAUGACCGGUGAGAAGGUGCCAAGGGCUAUGCGGAAGGACCCAUAAGAUGUGGGAGUAUGCGUACGGGUACUGCGACGGCAGUGCGCAAGUUUGCACAGCCGUCGGAACAGCGUGGCAGAGGAGUAGGAGGAAAGGCCAAGGGCGUGGUCGUCUAAGUGUCAUUACGGUGGUGUCGUCAUUAGUUGUAGCGUCGUGGAUAUGGCGUAGAAUCCAUUGCGGUGCGAUGCAUAGCAAUAGCGUGAAAGUCUAUUUGCAGGAAAGCAACCAGAUGAUAUGCAACAGAUUAACCCGUCAGAACUGCUGGGGAGGCACGACAGCGGGGCUGGUACCUCGCAGCGUAAACCAGGAUAGGUCUCCCGUUCGACAGACACGAACGGCAUUCGCGUGAACGGGCGCCGCUAGAUGAGCCAUCAAGGCCAUUCACAGCGGUAGGCUUUCCUUCUCCCUGACAAGGAUCUCGAGCUCCCUUGCAUCCCUAGCUAUGGCACGCGACCGGGAUCCGGAGCGGAUUCGGCUCCUCCACUCCUUGACCCACGCCCAACGCUCUUCCGUGGCCUGCUGUUCCUCGGGCGUCUCUUUUGACAGCCAUGCCCGUAGCCGGUUCCGGCCGAGGAUAGGUGCGAGGGAGAGGAAUGACAGGACGGCCAGCUUCAUGACGAUUUCGGGUGACGUCAAGAUAGACUGCACCGAUUGUGAGGUGGGGCGGGGGUUCGUCGCCAAGGUCUGGAGAAUAUCGCCUAUCUGGCAGGUCACGGCUGUCCACGGCAGGGAUCCAAUCAAGGCACCGAGGAAGCAAUCCCAGACGGCGACUCCACAGACACCACAUGCUAUGUUUAUGCCCGACCAAGGGACGACGCCGAUGAGCCGGAGGACAGACAAUCGUACCCAUGCGGGGGAGCUGUUGUCCUUGGAGGAGUCCCCACCUUCCAGCACAGAGCGCGUCAUCGCCAGCGGGCGGGGGAAGAACUGCGUCAGGAACGGUCCGAGCGGAGCGGCGAGGGCACUGGCUGACAGCGACCCCAGGGUGGUGAGGAAUGUCAGGAGUACGAUGGAGAGCGCCGCCGGGAAGAGCGCUCCUGCGAGCACGUUCGCUAACACGCUCCCAGGUAUAGACCAACUGUGCAUCCAAAUAGUGACUACGGAGAUGACGCCUACGACAUGCGCAAUGGAGAAAAGGCCGCUCUGCGUAUAGCCAUGCAAUUCUCUGCCGAGCUGCGCGAGAUCGGGCAAGGUCCGCGGCCAAGCCGAAGUGAUGGGAAGAGUCGACAUGCAGAACACGACCAGCGCGCUCGAUAAUGGGAACAUAAUCAGCACGAGAAGCACCGGCGUGUGGACCUGUAAGAUGCGAACAGCGACGACGCGAGAACAAUCAACCAAGCAUCACGCGAGCGACUCGGGAGAAGACGCACUGAUGGAUGCCCUUCCCACAGACGCCCCUUCGCCUUCGCUUGUGGCUUCUCCGGGAAUGAGACGUCCCCAAAGUACGACCGCGUUGGGGAUGAGGACAUGGGGAGGAUGGACGAGUCAUCCGUGCUCGCGCGACUGUGAAGAGGGGAUGAUGGGGUCGACGGAAAGCUUUGCUCGGCGGAGAGAUGGAGCGUGUGCGCCCAGCGGCUGACCAUAGAUACCAAUUUCGACGGCGGCGAGGGUAUCUCUCGUGGAGACCGUAGCGGAGGGAUGGAGAGGGAGAGCGGGGGGAAGUCGCGUGCGCUCCGGGGGGUAGGAGGGAUGGGCGACAGACCGGGCUCACCGGUAGAUGGUCGGUCAACAAGAGAGCUUGACCGCCGGCGACCGAGAGAGGCAAGCGUCA